Chrysemys picta bellii (western painted turtle) is the source of this 1286-nucleotide messenger RNA. It is a transcript of the gene ENDOV, whose product is annotated as endonuclease V. Gene Ontology annotation, cellular component: cytoplasm; nucleolus. Gene Ontology annotation, biological process: DNA repair. Lineage: Eukaryota; Metazoa; Chordata; Testudines; Emydidae. The record is from RefSeq and is a predicted model, not a curated record. Gene Ontology annotation, molecular function: single-stranded RNA binding; RNA endonuclease activity producing 5'-phosphomonoesters, hydrolytic mechanism.
GAGCGGGGGCGGGGCCUCGGGGAAGGGGCGGGGCGAGGGUGUUCGGGUUUCUGGGAUUAGACAGGUGGCAGCCCCCGUGCUGAGACCAGCCCCCCGCUCCGUGGGCCCGGCCGGCGGGGAAGCGGGGCCAUGGCGCGCAGCGAGACGGAGCCGCCGGAGCAGGCGCCGCUGCGCCGCUGGGAACGGGAGCAGGCCCAGCUAAAAGCAAAUGUGAUUGAGGAGGACACUGAGGAAUGGCAGAAAGAUUCCACCUUUGCAGGACUGGAGAGAGUGGGAGGGGUGGACCUGUCUUAUGUCAAAGGAAACGACACAAUCGCCUGCGCUUCUCUGGUGGUUCUCAGCUACCCAGAUCUUGAGGUGCUAUAUGAAGAUUGCCAGAUGGUAACCGUGAGUGCCCCCUACGUGGCAGGGUACUUAGCUUUUCGAGAGGCCCCUUUCCUGGUGGAAGCUGCUCAGAGACUUCAGGAGCGAGAGCCUGGGCUCAGGCCUCAGGUGCUGCUCGUAGAUGGGAAUGGCGUACUCCAUCACAGAGGGUUUGGUGUGGCCUGCCACCUGGGGGUGCUGACAGGCCUGCCCUGUAUUGGUGUGGCCAAAAACCUCCUGCAGGUCGAUGGCCUGGCCAAGGAUGAGCAGCACAAGGGGCAGAUCCGCGACCUGCAGAUGGGAGGAGACGUAUUCCCUCUGAGGGGCACCUCUGGGAGAGUCCUGGGCAUGGCCCUGCGCAGCUACAACAAGAGCACGAAGCCCAUCUAUGUCUCCGUGGGCCACAGGACGUGCCUGGAGUCGGCAGUGCGCCUGGUCCAGUCCUGCUGUAGGUACCGGAUCCCAGAGCCCAUCCGACAGGCUGACAUCAGAUCCAGAGAGUACAUCCGGAAGCACCUGUCCUCCCCACUGGGGGGCACGUCUCCUGGGCCAGGGAGGAAGGAAGAGGCUGAGCCCAAGCAUUGAUUUGGCCCCAGGAAGACACUGCCCAGCCCCAGUGUGAACUUGAGCCUUCCACCCCUCUGGGAUCAGAGCUCCGAGAAGUCUCUCCAGGGCACCGUGACUGACCGUCCACGCCAGGAACUCAGGGUACUUCAUGGGGUGAAAAGCCAGGAUGACCAGAGAUAAGCCAGGAGACGGCUUCCCCCUGGGCUCUGCUAAUGGGGCAGGAACCCCAGUCUUUGAUGGUUUGUAAAUUCUAGAGAAUAUUUUAUAUUCCAAUGUUGAAAACACACGCUGUAAAAAUAAAUUCUCCCCAGCACUGGUACACUCCCAAAGCAGUGUUUGGGAGUCAAGAGAGGGAU